This is a messenger RNA of Austrofundulus limnaeus, 510 nucleotides long. RefSeq lists its product as uncharacterized. Lineage: Eukaryota; Metazoa; Chordata; Actinopteri; Cyprinodontiformes; Rivulidae. The record is from RefSeq and is a predicted model, not a curated record.
GCACACCUGUACCAGUGCAGCCCCAAACCUCUACAGAAGAUGCUUUUACACACAAAGAGCAAUUGACUGGUAAAAACGCUGAGGACUUCAUUAAUGAACCAAAGGAGACCACAGCUGAGGAGCAGCUAAAGACCUCACCACAAAGCCAAGAAGAAACUGUGAUUGUGCUUGAACUGGUUCCUGUUCCUCCUCCUCCUAUUGUUCCAUCCUCAUCAGCUUUCCAGACGAAAAGGGCCCGAAGCCCCUCUCCAGCUGCCUCUCCCAUAGACCAGCCAGAUCAGGAGUCAUCUCAAUCACCUGCUGCUAAUGCCAUCUCAUCAACUCAGGGUGGCCUAUGUGACACUGACAGUAAGAAGAGAAAGCCUUUCCAGACGAAAAGGGCCCGAAGCCCCUCUCCAGCUGCCUCUCCCAUAGACCAGCCAGAUCAGGAGUCAUCUCAAUCACCUGCUGCUAAUGCCAUCUCAUCAACUCAGGGUGGCCUAUGUGACACUGACAGUAAGAAGAGAAAGC